AUGCCGUUCGACAGGCCAAGGAGCGGCGCGCUCCCCAUUGCCAAGAGGCAAUGCCUGGAGGAGACGAGGACGAAAUCGAGAAGCCAAUGCCUGGCUGAUGUGGAGCAGGCGGUGGACCAGCUGGAUGUCUCGGACACUGGCCGUGAAAUGCUUCGUCUCCUCAUCAAGGGUAGCUACGGCUGCCCUGUCGAGGAGAGACAUCGAUACCAAGAUGCAGCAGCACGGCUUGUUCGGGAGGCCUUUCAGGACGGGGAGGAGGGCCUUCAAGCUCGCCGCAAGGGGGUUGCUGACAAGGCGGACAAGUGCAAGAGCGAUCUGGAGGAGAGGGCUGCAAAGCUGAGAAGUUCCAGGGAGGACUUCACUGCAGCGAUCUCCGUCUUCCGCAAAGCAAAGGAAGCCUUCCUAGCAGACAACCGAAUCCUGCAGCAACGGCGCGUGGCUUUGGACCAGUCCACGCAGGACCUGCAGCGAUGCCAGGCCAAGCUCAAGGAGGCGAUUGGUUGCAGGGACCAACUUCAGCAGGCCCUCGCAACGCUGCCAGCCAUAUUGCAGGGCACCGUGCAGGACGAGUCAGUCAGUGCCUUGUUGGGCCAAGUCUCCUUGGAAGACUCUUUGAAGUCGGCGGCCCUGUCGUCCCUGAAGCUUCCGGCGGAGGAUCGUGGGGCCUUUGACAAGGCAGUCCUUGAACAGCUACGCGGAGCCCUUGCCGGGCUGCUCGAGGUCGGCUCUUUCCUGCACUCCUAG
Molecule: messenger RNA, 744 nt
Organism: Symbiodinium natans
Lineage: Eukaryota; Dinophyceae; Suessiales; Symbiodiniaceae
Source: the annotation of a GenBank genome assembly